Amphimedon queenslandica is the source of this 1211-nucleotide messenger RNA. RefSeq lists its product as uncharacterized. The record is from RefSeq and is a predicted model, not a curated record. The transcript has 2 exons. NCBI's taxonomy places the organism in Eukaryota, Metazoa, Porifera, Demospongiae, Haplosclerida, Niphatidae. The coding region runs from base 216 to 1076 and encodes 286 amino acids.
AAUCGAUAGUAAAUCAAUAAUUGCAAGUUGUUACUCUACAAUAAAAGAAUACAUUCACAACAUCAAGACACAUUUUCACAACAUCUAGACCAACAUGAAACCAUAAAUUAUUGUUUUGCUGAGUUUUCCCUAAAUGAUCCUAUAUAAACAACUACAAGUUAACCCUACAGUUCCAGUCACAUGGUUUUGUUUGACCAUUUUUGGAGGCAUAAAAAAUGGAGGAUGAAAUGACUUAUUUGACAAAACCAAGUGAAGCAGGAUUACAUGAGGUUGUACCAGGCACAUUUCAUGUCGAUGGCUUAAGCUUUGCUGUCCUUUUUCAAAACUACUUGGAAGUCAAGGAUCAUGUAUCCAAAUUAGAGCUCACUUCACAAGGUCAUAAGUUACAACUAGAAGAGCUGAAACUCAAAGAGGCUGAGAUUAAAAAACAACUCAUUGAACUAAUUGAAAAAUUAGAGGCUCAAGUAAAGGAAAAUACACUAGCACUCAAAGGAAGGGCAGCAGAAAAUGAAACUGAAAGUGGUGUAGUCUCACCACGCCCCUUGCCUAAAAGUGAUGAUAUCUUUAAACGCUUGGCAGCACUAGAGAAACAAGUGCAAGAUAACACACAAGCAUGUAAAGUGGCCUCUCAGCUAACAGAAAAAGCUGAAAAACAGCUCAAAAAAGAAGCAGGGGAACACUUUAAAAAGCUUGAGACCCAAAUAGCAGAAAUUCAGACUAUGCAGAAAGAGCUUAAAGACUCUAGUGAGUCAAAACUCAAGGCCAUGAAGAAUGAACUUGAAAAGUACAUUGAUGAGAAGUUUAACCAAUUAUCUGCCCAAAUACCAAGUGGUCUUGAGAUUGACAGUAUCAAUCUACCACGACGAUAUCUUUCAAAGUCUACAAGUAAUCUAAGUGACUCUGGAUUAGAAAAAACCGACUCUUCGCAGCAACGAACUCGUUCAUCAGAAAAUUUACUCUCAGACGAUCGAGAUUCCAGGUUAUUGAAUAAGUCAAAAUUGCAGCCCAGGGACACUAGUACGCCAAGAAAAGAUGCAUUAUCACCUAGUAUAAAGCAAAAAACUAAGACCAAAUAGUAAAAGCUCCUGCAGACUCCAGAGUCACUUAAUAUAGCUUACCAUAGGACUGAAUGCAUUAAUAGUAAUUUAAUAUUAAAUUGGCAUUUAUGCGGCAUUUAACUUCAAUGGUGUUAUAACUAAAACCAAAUGAAA